Colletotrichum karsti is the source of this 354-nucleotide messenger RNA. Its product is annotated as prefoldin subunit. Gene Ontology annotation, biological process: protein folding. Lineage: Eukaryota; Fungi; Ascomycota; Sordariomycetes; Glomerellales; Glomerellaceae. The record is from RefSeq and is a predicted model, not a curated record. The transcript is spliced from 4 exons. The coding region runs from base 1 to 354 and encodes 117 amino acids. Gene Ontology annotation, molecular function: protein folding chaperone. Gene Ontology annotation, cellular component: cytoplasm; prefoldin complex.
AUGUCGGCGCCAGCGGCGAGCCAGCGUAAGCAGCAAGAUCUGCAAAACCAAUAUGGCAUUUAUAAGAACACGCUGCAGCAAAUUGCGCAGAAAAUCGGCGACGUAGAGCAGGAAGCCGAGGAGCACAAGCUCGUGCUGGAGACGUUGCAGCCCUUGUCCGCAGACCGCAAGUGCUUUCGUUUGAUCAACGGGGUGCUGAUGGAGCAGACGGUCAAGGACGUCAUGCCGGCGCUGACGACGAACUCGGAGGGUCUGAAGAAGGUUCUGGAGGAUCUGGUGAAGCAGUACAAGACCAAGCAGGACGAGCUGGAGAAGUGGAAGAAGAAGAACAAUGUCCAGGUUGUUCAGAACUAA